This is a messenger RNA of Strongyloides ratti, 1230 nucleotides long. RefSeq names its product Moulting cycle MLT-10-like protein family-containing protein. The record is from RefSeq and is a predicted model, not a curated record. The transcript has 2 exons. Bases 1 to 1230 code for a protein of 409 amino acids. Lineage: Eukaryota; Metazoa; Nematoda; Chromadorea; Rhabditida; Strongyloididae.
AUGGCGGGGUUAAAACCGGAAAGUACCGGUAUGAGUUUGGGAGGUGCUAAUACAAGUAAUUUUGAUAGUAAAACAAUAAAACUAUUAUCUCCAAGAUUUUUAUCACUGGUACCUGAUCAAGUUGGAAAUGAUACUGUUAACCUUUUAUCACCAUCACUUUUUAGUUUACAUGGUGAAGGAAAGAAUGAAGAACAAUUAUUUAGUUUAAAAAAACUUUUAGGUAUACUUACACCAAAUGAUCAAGAUGCAUGGCUUGAUUUUAUUGUUGAGGCUGCAGGUGUAUCUGAUUCUAUUGAAAAAAAAGAAAAACUUUUAAAAGAAAGAAGAAAAAACGAGAUGAUAGGUAUGCAUGGCGAAAAAUUAUACUUUACAAAAGAAAAUGUUACGAAACGUUAUGGUGAUGAAGAAAAAAGAAAAAUUGAAAUUUUUGAAAAAUUAUCAAAAACUUACAGUAAAGAUCAAAUUUCUAAACUUGAUAAUAGAGGAUUUGCUAUAUUAACAAAAUCACAAAUGGAAACUGUAUAUGGAAACGAUUCACCAUUUAAUUCUAGCGAAGCAUUACAAAAUUUAUCUGACAUUGAUGAAGAAAAUAUUAUGGAAAUUCUUAUCAAAUCAAUUAGAGAUAUAGCUGAUGGUAAAUUACAACCAAAUUAUGAUAUAAAAGAUGGUAAAAGAAGAAAGCGUGCUAUUGUUAGUUCACCAUUCCUUCUUACUCCAUUAACAUUUUCUGGGGCAGCUCUUUCGCAACCUGUUGUUCUUUCACCAUUAGUAUUAUCUCCAAUUACUCUUUCACCGGCUGUACUUGGACCAAUUGUUUUAUCACCAUGGGUAUUUGUUCCAUUGGUAUUAUCUCCUCGUGUACUUUCACCACUUAUUCUUUCACCAUUGGUUGGAUCUCCAAUUAUUCUUUCACCCUUAGUUCUCCAUCCACUUAUUUUAGUUCCUGGUGUCAUGAAUCCUUUUGUUCUUUCUCCAUUUGUACUCAGUCCUUUUAUUCUCUCUCCACAAGCAUUGACUCCUGUAAUUCUUUCACCAUUUGCCUUAUCACCCCUUAUUUUAACUCCUAUGGUACUUUCACCAUUAGUAUUAUCACCAUUUGUACUUUCGCCAAUUAUUCUAUCACCACAAGCAUUGUUUGCUGUUGUAUUAAGUCCUUAUGCUCUAUCGCCGCUGGUGGAAUCAAAACUUAUUGCAUCAGAAGUUGUCUUAUCACCAAGUUGGCUCAGUUAA